Haliotis rufescens (red abalone) is the source of this 1856-nucleotide messenger RNA. RefSeq names its product GLIPR1-like protein 1. The coding region runs from base 99 to 845 and encodes 248 amino acids. The transcript is spliced from 7 exons. The record is from RefSeq and is a predicted model, not a curated record. NCBI's taxonomy places the organism in Eukaryota, Metazoa, Mollusca, Gastropoda, Lepetellida, Haliotidae. Gene Ontology annotation, cellular component: extracellular region.
AGGUGAGGUGCCGCCUUGACUCAUAUGGAGUCCUAUAUAAAGUGUGUAAUCCAGGUUUGUAGAUUGAUCAGAAGAGGUAGAGUUGUCCAGCAAGCACGAUGGUUACGUUAACUCUUCUGGUUGUGUUCCUUGGGUGUUGUCUACAUGAACUGGAUGCUUGGCGGUGGGAUGUGAUAGCCAAGGACAGGGCUGGCUUCACAUUCGAGGAGAAAGUUGAUCUGUUAAGGACUCACAAUAAAUAUAGGCGGGAAGCGGGCGCUUCCAAUAUGAACCAGCUGCUAUGGCACUCUGGACUAGAAAGUUUGGCUCUGAACUGGACGGAGAAAUGUCAGUGGCAGCACAACUGGAGGCGGCACCGAAUCCCCGGCUUUGACUACAGAUAUGUCGGCGAAAACAUGUAUCUAACUCUCACCUGGUUCUACACGACUAGAGCGCUGGAUCAGUGGCAUAACGAGAAGAAGUUCCUCACGCCUCAGCUGUCAUGUAGGUCCAGGAGACAAUGUGGUCACUAUGUCCAGAUGGUGUGGUUCAACACAGAAACCGUGGGAUGUGCUGUGCGAUACUGCGACUCUGUGAAGUACUCUAGGUAUAUUCGGGAUGGCUUCUUCAUGGUUUGUGAUUACGGUCCUCUGGGAAACACCCGUGGAGUUCCUCUGUUUAAUAAGGGCGAACCGUGUUCACAGUGCCCCCCUGGUAGGGUCUGUGUCGACAAGCUAUGCGCCCUUCCGAACUGCAAUAACAUCUCCUGUCAAAAUGGCGGCCAGCUGAUCCAAGACGUCUGCAUGUGCAACUGUACCAACACCGGAUACGGAGGUGAAACAUGCCAGACAAGACUAUUCGGUUAAUGAGCAACAUAGAACCCAGAGUGAUCACACGCAUGAAGAAACUGAUGUGAACAAUUAUCAAUGAUCAUAUAUGAUCAUAAUCUAUCAUUCCUUCUCUUUUUAGUCAAUAUCAUUCUGAAUUCCUUCAACAUUUACAUUUUUCUUGCUUGGAUUCUACAAUGACUUAAGAGCAUUAUUUUUCUCUCUGAGGUAUCAAUUCACAAUAAGUUACUUCUAAUUCUAGAAAACAGCAUCCCUGCAAAACGGCGUUUCCUUAAAAGAACGUUUUGCUUUCCAGUCACGACGGACAGACAACCUACGCUAUUGCUGGCAGCAAAUGUAGGUUUCAAAAGAGCGAGUUGUCAUUUUAGACUAAUUAAAUAUUGCUGAGUAAUACAUUUUAAAAAGAAACGGUCGUCAAAAGUGACGUCAUUGCAAAUUAAAAUAGAUCUCAGGAUCAAAAACUAUACCCAUUCAACCUUACGCUAGAUUGAAUGUGUACUCGUUUAUUACACUAUUUAUUUGCCAAUCCAUAUUGGAUCCUUCCAUUCUUCUGUCAACAUAUUCUUUGUGUUUGUAUCAGUGUCGUUGGCCAUUUUGGCGUUUUUGUUUUCAGUUGUUACCAGCUCCGCUUCACUUAAUUUAUGUCACCCUCUCAUUGUGUCUGUGUUGUAAUGUGCAUUUACCUUGAAUGUUUCUUGUCUAACAAAUAAAUAGUUUCGAUAAAAAUCCAUACUUUGAGUCUGAAAGUUUAAUUUGCUCAAAUGUUGAUCUUUACUUUCCAAUGUAGAGCUGUUGAAUUCUAUAUUCUUUUAAUGUGACGUUUUGCUUAUUUUGUCAAGCAGUCACACAGUACUAGCAUCUGUGCAGAAACACCACAUUGAAAGAAUAAAGAAAUACAAAGCUCAAUCCUGUCUUCAUGAGAAUGUAAAGAUCAACAUCCACAGGUGACUGUGCCUUUCUCAAGCAGUCACACAUCACUAUUACCUGCGUCGAAACGUUGCAUUGGAAGAAUAAAGGCAUUAAAAUUCA